CUGGUGGGCCCCACUGUUUGCAGGGCUGCCAGCUCUGCCCUGCUUUCCUGGCACCCUCAGGGGAUGAGCCCUGCCCCAGAUGGACCCUGGCACGUGCCCGGGGGGCUGCUGCAUUCGGAGGGCGGCUGCUUGGGACCAUGCUGAUGCAAUGCAGAAGAGCGUGAAGGAGGGGCUGUUGCUGAAGCAGACGAGCUCCUUCCAGAGGUGGAAGAGGCGAUACUUCAAGCUGCGGGGCAGGACACUCUAUUAUGCCAAGGAUGCCAAGUCCCUGAUCUUUGAUGAGGUGGACCUGUCAGAUGCCAGCGUGGCCGAGACCAGCACCAAGAACAUCAACAACAGUUUCACGGUGAUCACACCGUUCCGGAAGCUCAUCCUGUGUGCAGAGAACAGGAAGGAGAUGGAGGACUGGAUCAGUGCCCUGAAAUCUGUCCAGAAGUGGGAGAUUCACGAGGCCACACAGUUCAACAUGGAGCACUUCUCGGGCAUGCACAACUGGUACGCCUGCUCCCACGCCCGCCCCACCUUCUGCAACGUGUGCCGCGAAGCGCUCCCGGGGGUCACCUCCCACGGCCUGUCCUGUGAAGUCUGCAAGUUCAAGGCACACAAGCGCUGCGCUGUCAGAGCCACCAACAACUGCAAGUGGACGACCCUGGCAUCCAUUGGCACUGAAAUCAUCGAGGAUGAGGAUGGGGUGGCCAUGCCCCAUCAGUGGCUGGAGGGGAACCUGCCCGUGAGCGCGCGCUGCGCCGUCUGCGAUCGCACCUGCGGCAGCGUGCGGAGGCUGCAGGACUGGCGCUGCCUCUGGUGCAAGGCCAUCGUUCACAGCGCCUGCAAGGAGCUCUUUGGGAAGAGAUGCCCCCUGGGCCAGUACAAAGUGUCCAUCAUCCCACCAACCGCCUUGAACAGCAUCGAUUCGGAUGGUUUCUGGAAGGCCACCUGCCCCUCGACCUGCUCCAGCCCUCUCCUGGCCUUCGUCAACUCCAAGAGCGGCGACAACCAGGGCGUCAAGUUCCUGCGCAAGUUCAAGCAGUUUCUCAACCCGGCCCAAGUGUUCGACCUCAUGAACGGGGGCCCGCACCUGGGGCUGCGCCUGUUCCAGAAGUUCUCCACGUUCCGGAUCCUGGUGUGCGGCGGCGACGGCAGCGUGGGCUGGGUGCUCUCCGAGAUCGAUGCCCUCGGCCUCCACAAGCAAUGCCAGCUGGGUGUCCUGCCUCUGGGGACCGGCAACGACCUGGCGCGGGUGCUGGGCUGGGGCAGCCUGUGUGAUGACGACGCUCAGCUGCUGCAGAUCCUGGAGAAGCUGGAAAGGGCCACCACCAAGAUGCUGGACCGGUGGAGCGUGAUGACCUACGAGGCACCCAAGCAGUCUCCCCCGGCCCUGAAGGAGGAGGAGGAGAAUGGGGACUCCAACAUCCAGGCCCAGAUCUCGCACUACGCUGACUCCGUUGCCUUCCACCUGGCCAAGAUCCUGGAGUCGGACAAGCACUCAGUGGUGAUCUCCUCUGCCAAGUUCCUCUGCGGCACCGUCAACGACUUUGUGGCUGAAGUUGGACGGGCUUACAAGAGGGCAACAGAGAACAAGCAGGAGGCCGAGCUGAUGGCACGGAAGUGCGCCAUGCUGAACGAGAAGCUGGACUCCCUGGUGCGGGAGCUCAACGAGGAGGCUCAGGCCAUCGUGGUCCCCGAGGGGAUGGCACAGGCUGCCCCUGCCGACACCAAGGACCAGGAGAAAGGUGGCAGCUUCAACCCCAGCCCCGUGCCUCGCAUCUUCAAGUCCAAGGAGCAGCUCAUGCUGCGGGCAAACAGCCUGAAGAAAGCUCUGAGGCAAAUCAUUGAGCAGGCAGAGAAAGCUGUGGACGAGCAGAACAAGCAGACCCAAGCCUACCGGGGCACUGGAGGUCCCAGCAAGAGGGACAGCUCGGAGGAGCUGGACAAAGAGGAGAGACUCAGCUCUCGGCUGGAGACAGUGACCUCCACGUCUUCCUCCAUCAUCCUGGACCGGCCAGACACCUUCAGCAGCCUGCAGUUCCCCGAAGAUCCCAGUGCCCUCCACUUCUCAGAGAAAUGCGUCAUGAACAACUACUUUGGCAUCGGCCUCGACGCCAAGAUCUCCCUGGAGUUCAACAACAAACGGGAUGAGCACCCCAAGAAGUGCAGCAGCCGCACCAAGAACAUGAUGUGGUACGGGGUGCUGGGCACCAAGGAGCUCCUGCAGCGCACCUACAAGAACCUGGAGCAGCGGGUGCAGCUGGAGUGCGACGGGGUGCCCAUCUCACUGCCCAGCCUGCAGGGCAUUGCCGUCCUCAACAUCCCCAGCUACGCCGGGGGCAUCAACUUCUGGGGAGGCACCAAGGAAGACAAUAACUUCGGGGCUCCAUCCUUUGAUGAUAAGAAGCUGGAGGUGGUGGCUGUGUUUGGCAGCAUCCAGAUGGCCGUGUCACGGGUCAUCAACCUGCAGCACCACCGCAUCGCACAGUGCCGCCUGGUGAAGAUCACCAUCCGGGGGGACGAGGGGGUCCCCGUGCAGGUGGAUGGAGAAGCCUGGAUCCAGCCCCCCGGCAUCAUCAAAAUCCAGCACAAGAACCGAGCCCAGAUGCUGACGAGGGACCGGGCAUUUGAAAGCACCCUCAAGUCCUGGGAGGACAAGCAGAAGGGGGAGAGCUACCGAGCAGCCACCCGGCCGCGGCUCAGCUCGCAGCAGUCCAUGGAGUACCUGACGGAGGAGGAGAGCAGCCUCCUGCAGCAGGGCUCCCGCGUGGCCGAGACCCUCAUCGCCAGGAUCCACGAGGCAGCCAAAGCUCACAAGGCUGUGGAGCAGGAGCUGGCACACGCCGUCAAUGCCAGCUCGCUGGCACUGAGUGAAGCCCUCUCCAACAAAGCUGCGGGCACCUCCGAGUUUCUCAGCAGGAACGCAGCUGUGGAGGUGGUGCUGAGCAUCAAGGAGCUGUACACCGAGACCAGGGCGUUCCUGGAAGGGAAGGCGUUGGAUUCACCCCAGGAGGAGGAGGCCCUGCAUGGCCCCCUGAACGUGCUGGGCCAGGAGCUACAGAGGCUGCUGGAAAUCCAUUGGCUGGGGCCCAUCGCCCACUCUGCUGAGGAGCCUGGCUUCUCCCAGGAAAGCACCAGCAGCACCAACAAGGGCAGCUUCAAGCUUCGCCUCAACAUCCCCAAGCCCAGGAAGGACAAGGUGCAAAAGCAGAAGACCAACAGCACGCUCCCAGCAGACAAGUGGGGCUCGGAGGAGGUGGCAGCUUGGCUGGAAGCGCUCGGUUUAGGGGAGUACAGAGACAUUUUUGUCCGGCAUGACAUCCAGGGCUCUGAGUUGAUCCUGCUGGAGAGGAGAGACCUGAAGGACCUGGGCAUCACCAAAGUGGGCCACAUGAAGAGAAUCCUCCAGGCCAUUAAGGAGCUCAGCAGCCCUCCCUAGGCUGGCACACAGGACAGGAGCCUGUCCUGCCUAGGCACAGGGCUGCCAGGGCCCAGCCUGCCCCAUCUGUGUGGAACCCCCUGCUUGCCUUGCUUUGUCUGUUUGUCCCCUGGUUGUCCCUGGAGCUGCUGCUUCUCCCCCAAGCCCCUGGGGCUGGAAACACUAAAGCAGAGGCCUGGCCCUGCAGGUAAUGCCGUGGGACCCUCGCUCUGGCCGCAGCAGGGUCAGGACAGGACCUAAGGCUGCCAUCUGUGUGCCCAAGCUGGGCCCAAAGCAAAGAGCCUUCUUCCCCAUGUGGGUAUUUAAGCUGUGUAAA
Molecule: messenger RNA, 3743 nt
Organism: Colius striatus (speckled mousebird)
Lineage: Eukaryota; Metazoa; Chordata; Aves; Coliiformes; Coliidae
Product: diacylglycerol kinase delta-like
Exons: 29
Coding region: 80-3427 (1115 amino acids)
Biological process (GO): diacylglycerol metabolic process; intracellular signal transduction; lipid phosphorylation
Molecular function (GO): protein binding; ATP-dependent diacylglycerol kinase activity
Source: RefSeq, a predicted model, not a curated record